Molecule: messenger RNA, 2813 nt
Organism: Plodia interpunctella (Indianmeal moth)
Lineage: Eukaryota; Metazoa; Arthropoda; Insecta; Lepidoptera; Pyralidae
Gene: fand
Product: fandango
Exons: 2
Coding region: 236-2764 (842 amino acids)
Biological process (GO): generation of catalytic spliceosome for first transesterification step; mRNA splicing, via spliceosome
Cellular component (GO): U2-type catalytic step 2 spliceosome; post-mRNA release spliceosomal complex; Prp19 complex
Molecular function (GO): protein binding
Source: RefSeq, a predicted model, not a curated record
GUAAAACAACUAAUGUUCAGUAAUGUAACUGUCAAAGUCAAUAUACAGACUCAUCCAGUCCAGUCCAGUCCAGACCAAAAAAACCUAACGCGCCGCGCUUAUUUCUGUGUCGGCGUUUCAUACAGUGUUUAUUAUUUCAUUAUUUUAAUACAUGUACUUUUAAGUUAAGAAGCUUAGCGAGGAAUACUUUUUCUUCUCAUUAAGUUAUUUCAGUUUUGAAAGCGAACCAAUAAAAAUGCCCCUUUUAGAUGGAAAAGAAAUUGAUAUAUUUUUUAGUGAAGAAGACUUGCCUUAUGAAGAAGAAAUACUGAGGAAUCCAUUUUCUGUCAAACAUUGGCUUCGUUACAUAGAACAUAAGAAAGCAGCACCUAAAAAUGAAAUCAAUAUGAUAUAUGAGAGAGCCCUUAAGGAGUUACCGGGAUCAUUUAAAUUAUGGUAUAAUUAUCUUAAACUUAGAAGAAGUCAAAUUCGUGGCCGGUGUAUUACUGACCCAUGUUAUGAAGAUGUAAACAAUUGCUUUGAAAGGUCUCUAGUAUUUAUGCACAAAAUGCCUCGACUUUGGAUGGAUUACUGUACCUUUUUGACAGAUCAAUGCAAAAUAACUGUGACAAGAAAAGCAUUUGAUAGUGCUUUACGUGCAUUACCUAUAACUCAACAUCACAGAAUAUGGCCAUUAUAUCUAAUUUUUUUGAAAAAACAUGACAUUCCUGAAACUGCAAUAAGAGUAUUUCGGCGAUAUUUGAAGCUUUGCCCAGAGGAUACUGAAGAAUAUAUUGACUAUUUGAUAUCAAUCAACAAAUUAGAUGAAGCAGCUCUAAAACUAGCUCAGAUUGUAAAUAAUGAAAAUUUUCAAUCCAAACAUGGUAAAUCAAACCAUCAGCUAUGGAAUGAAUUAUGUGAACUAAUAUCUAAAAAUCCUGACAAAAUACAUUCUCUAAAUGUAGAUGCAAUUAUAAGAGGUGGUCUCAGAAGAUACACUGAUCAACUAGGACAUUUAUGGAAUUCUCUGGCAGAUUAUUAUGUAAGAAGUGGUCUUUUUGAAAGAGCCAGGGAUAUUUAUGAAGAAGCUAUACAAACAGUAACAACUGUUCGAGAUUUUACUCAAGUAUUUGAUGCAUAUGCACAGUUCGAGGAACUUAGUUUAAGCAAGAAAAUGGAAGAAGUUGCUAAAAAGCCAAAUCCUUCUGAAGAUGAUGAUAUUGAUUUAGAGCUAAGACUAGCCAGAUUUGAAUAUCUCAUGGAGAGGAGACUCCUACUCCUAAAUUCUGUUUUAUUGAGACAAAAUCCACACAAUGUAGCUGAAUGGCACAAGAGGGUAAAAUUGUAUGAAGGAAAACCUCAUGAAAUCAUUGAUACUUAUACUGAAGCUGUUCAAACAGUAGAUCCUAAACUUGCAGUAGGAAAGCUUUAUACUUUAUGGGUUGGUUUUGCUAAAUUUUAUGAGAAAAAUGAACAGAUAGAAGAUGCAAGAGUCAUUUUUGAGAAAGCGACUCAGGUAAUGUAUGCUAAAGUUGAUGAUUUGGCUUCUGUUUGGUGUGAAUGGGCUGAAAUGGAAAUAAGACAUGAAAAUUACGAAGAAGCUCUCAAACUGAUGCAAAAAGCUACAGUUCUACCAAGCAGAAAAGUGGCUUACCAUGAUGAUACAGAAACUGUACAAAUGCGCCUAUACAAGUCUCUAAAAGUUUGGUCAAUGUAUGCAGAUUUAGAAGAAAGUUUUGGCACAUACAAGUCGUGCAAAGCUGUUUAUGAUCAUAUAAUUGAUUUGAAGAUAGCCACUCCACAAAUAAUAAUAAAUUAUGGAUUAUUUUUAGAAGAAAAUAAUUACUUUGAAGAAGCUUUUAGAGCUUAUGAGAAAGGUAUUGCAUUAUUCAAAUGGCCAAAUGUAUAUGAUAUUUGGAAUACAUACCUCUCAAAGUUUUUGAAAAGAUAUGGGGGCACUAAACUUGAAAGAGCAAGAGAUUUGUUUGAACAAUGUCUUGAACACUGUCCACCUGAAUUUGCAAAAUCAAUUUUUUUACUUUAUGCUAAAUUGGAAGAAGAUCAUGGUUUAGCCAGGCAUGCUAUGUCAGUUUAUGAGCGUGCGACAACUGCAGUUUUGCCAGAGCAGAUGUUUGAAAUGUAUAAUAUCUAUAUCAAAAAAGCUGCUGAAAUUUAUGGGGUUCCGAAAACUCGCCAAAUUUAUGAAAAAGCAAUUGAAACAUUGCCAGAAGAAAAGGCUAGAGAAAUGUGUAUUAGAUUUUCUGAGAUGGAGACUAAACUAGGAGAAAUUGACCGAGCUCGUGCUAUCUAUGCCCAUUGUAGCCAAAUGUGUGAUCCAAGAAUUACUGCAGAUUUUUGGAAUACUUGGAAAGAGUUUGAAGUAAGACAUGGGAAUGAAGACACAAUGCGUGAAAUGCUUAGGAUUAAGAGAAGUGUACAAGCUACAUAUAACACCCAAGUCAAUAUGAUGUCAGCCCAGAUGUUGAGCUCUGCUGCCCAAGCUGCUGGUACAGUUUCAGAUCUUGCUCCAGGAAUAAAGGAUGGUAUGAGAAUGUUGGAAGCAAAAGCUGCAGAAAUGGCAGUCCAAAGUAAAGGCAAUAUCAUGUUUGUACGAGGAGAAACACAAGGUCUUAAAGAAAGCUCUGAAAAAGUUGUUAAUCCUGAUGAGAUUGACAUUGAUGAGGACUCUGAUAAUAGUGAAGAAGAUGAUGGGGAAGUCGCCCCAGUUCAGAAAAAAGAAAUUCCAGCUGCUGUGUUUGGUGGUUUACUACCAGAAACCAAAUAAAAACUCUGUAUUAAUAUUUUCAAUAAUAAAUCAACUGUUUAUUUUAUAA